Molecule: messenger RNA, 4086 nt
Organism: Saxophila tyrrhenica
Lineage: Eukaryota; Fungi; Ascomycota; Dothideomycetes; Mycosphaerellales; Extremaceae
Exons: 2
Coding region: 1-4086 (1361 amino acids)
Molecular function (GO): iron ion binding; FAD binding; xanthine dehydrogenase activity
Source: RefSeq, a predicted model, not a curated record
AUGGCACCCGGCCUCGUCUCCCCCGACUCCAACCCCGACCCAGCAGUCGACAAGCCCACCCAACGCUCCCUCGAAUCACUCACUUCCACCUACGACGACACCCUCCGCUUCUACCUCAACGGCACCAAAGUCACCCUCGACACCGCCGACCCGGAACUCACCCUCCUCGAAUACCUCCGCGGCAUCGGCCUCACAGGCACCAAACUCGGCUGCGCCGAAGGCGGCUGCGGCGCCUGCACCGUCGUCGUGUCGCAGUACAACCUCACCACCAAGCAAAUCUACCACGCCUCCGUCAACGCCUGCCUCGCCCCGCUGGUGAGUGUCGACGGCAAACAUGUCAUUACCGUCGAGGGGAUCGGGAACGUGAAGAAGCCGCAUCCCGCGCAGGAGAGGAUUGCAAAGGGGAAUGGGAGUCAGUGUGGGUUCUGCACGCCGGGGAUUGUGAUGAGCUUGUAUGCGCUGUUGAGGAAUACCGAGAAGCCGUCAGAGCUGGAGGUGGAGGAGGCGUUUGAUGGGAACUUGUGUCGGUGUACGGGAUAUAGGCCAAUUCUGGAUGCGGCGCAGUCGUUUGGGGCGAAGAGUGGGUGCGGGAUGGCCAAGGCGAAUGGGGGGAGCGGGUGUUGUAUGGAGAAGGGGGAAAAGGGGUGUUGUCAGAAUGAUGGUAUGGAUGGGGGAAACGACUCAGUCAUCAAGUUCGACCCGCCUGAUUUCAUCGAGUACAAUCCACAGACUGAGCUCAUCUUCCCGCCGGCGCUUAAGAAGCACGAAUUCAGGCCUCUGGCGUUUGGCAACAAGCGGAAACGAUGGUUCAGGCCGGUCACACUCCAACAGUUACUGGAAAUCAAAAGCGCAUAUCCCUCGGCAAAGAUUAUCGGCGGCAGCACAGAGACGGCGAUCGAGGUCAAGUUCAAGGCGAUGCAAUACACCGCUUCGGUGUUCGUUGGCGAUAUUGCAGAGCUAAGGCAGUACAAAUUUGCGGAGGAUCAUCUCGAGAUCGGCGGCAAUGUAGUCCUCACAGACCUUGAAGGCCUGGCGGAGAAGGCAGUAGAGCACUACGGCAAGCAGCGAGGUCAGCCAUUCACCGCAAUGCUGAAGCAGAUUCGAUACUUUGCUGGACGACAGAUAAGGAACGUAGGAACACCUGCCGGCAAUCUGGCGACGGCAUCUCCCAUCUCUGACCUCAACCCCGUCUUCAUGGCGACGAACGCGACACUGGUGGCCAAGUCGCUGGAUCAGGAGCUUGAGAUACCCAUGAGCGAGUUCUUCAAAGGCUAUCGAGUGACUGCCCUACCACCAGAUGGAAUCAUCGCGAGCAUACGCAUUCCUGUCUUCAACGAGAAAGCCGAGUACAUCCGCGCAUACAAGCAGGCGAAACGGAAAGACGACGACAUCGCCAUCGUCAACGCUGCUCUCCGAGUCAAGCUAGACGGCGAGAACAACGUCGAGAACUGCAGCUUAGUCUACGGCGGCAUGGCACCCAUCACCAUCUCCGCCAAAACCGCCGUGCAAUACCUCACCGGCAAGAAAUUCACCGACCCCAAGACGCUCGAAGGCGUCAUGAACGCUCUCGAAGACGACUUCGACCUCCGCUUCGGCGUCCCGGGCGGCAUGGCCACGUAUCGCAAAUCCCUCGCUCUGGGCUUCUUCUACCGCUUUUACCACGAGAUCCUGCAGGAGCUCAACCCGCCGGACUCGACGGAGGUGGAUGAAGACUGCAUUGCGGAGAUUGAGCGGGAGAUAUCGAAGGGCUCGACGGAUCGCCAUUCGUCUGUUGCGUAUGAGAAGAAGGUCAUUGGCAAGGAGCAACCGCACGUUGCGGCGCUGAAGCAGUGUACGGGCGAAGCGCAGUAUACGGACGAUAUCCCGCCGCAGAAGAAUGAGUUGUAUGGGUGUUUGGUGCUGUCUACCAAAGCGCAUGCGAAGAUCUUGUCGGUGGAUUCUUCGCCGGCGCUGGAUUUGCCAGGGGUGGUGGACUACGUCGACAACAAGGACCUCCCGAAUGCUGAUGCGAAUUGGUGGGGCGCGCCGAAGUGCGAUGAGGUGUUCUUUGCGGUGGAUGAGGUUUUUACCGCUGGUCAGCCCAUUGGGAUGGUGUUGGCGACGGAUGCGAAGAAAGCUGAAGCUGGCGCGAGGGCGGUGAAGGUUGAGUAUGAGGAGCUACCUGCCAUCUUCACGAUUGAGGAGGCGAUUGAGCAGGACAGCUACUUUGACCACUACCACUACAUCAACGACGGGGAUGUGGAGAAGGCGUUCAAGGAGUGCGAUCACGUCUUUACUGGUGUGGCGAGAAUGGGUGGGCAGGAGCAUUUCUACCUCGAGACGCAGGCUUGCGUCGUGGUGCCCAAGCCGGAGGAUGGCGAGAUGGAAGUCUUCUCCUCCACCCAAAAUCCCUCCGAGACGCAGGCGUACGUUGCGCAAGUCACAGGCGUGGCCGCAAACAAAAUUGUCACGAGAGUAAAAAGACUAGGCGGCGGUUUCGGCGGCAAAGAAACACGCUCCGUCCAACUCGCCGGCAUCUGCGCCACCGCGGCCAACAAGACCAAACGCCCGGUCCGCUGCAUGCUCAAUCGCGACGAAGACAUCCUCACCUCCGGGCAACGGCACCCCUUCCUCGCGCGCUGGAAAGUCGGUGUGAACAAGGACGGCAAGCUCCAGGCUCUCGACGCCGACGUCUUCAAUAACGGCGGCUGGUCGCAGGACCUCAGCGCCGCUGUCGUGGACCGCGCCCUCUCGCACUGCGAUGGCUGCUACCGCAUCCCCAACGUCUUCGUCCGGGGCAGGAUAUGUAAGACGAAUACAGUCUCCAACACCGCUUUCCGCGGUUUCGGCGGACCGCAGGGCAUGUUCAUCGCCGAAACGUACAUGGAAGAAGUCGCCGACCAUCUGGGAAUGUCUGUCGACAAACUCCGCGAAAUCAACUUCUACGCCCCCAACGAACCCACGCACUUCCGACAGGAACUCAAAGACUGGUACGUGCCCCUCAUGUACCGCCAACUCCUCGCCGAGUCCUCCUACACCCAGCGCAAAGAGGAGAUCGCAACCUUCAACGCCGCAUCCAAGUGGAAGAAGCGCGGCCUCGCCCUCAUCCCGACCAAAUUCGGCAUCUCCUUCACCGCCCUCUUCCUCAACCAAGCCGGCGCCUUAGUCCACAUCUACCACGACGGCUCCGUCCUGGUAGCCCACGGCGGCACAGAGAUGGGCCAAGGCCUGCACACGAAAAUGACCAUGAUCGCCGCUGAAGCCCUCGGUGUCCCACAAGAAUCCGUCUUCAUCUCGGAGACCGCCACCAACACCGUCGCCAACACCUCCUCCACCGCCGCCUCCGCUUCAUCCGACUUGAACGGCUACGCCAUCUGGAACGCCUGUGCGCAGCUGAACGAGCGGCUGGCGCCUUUUCGCGAAAAGCUGGGCGAAAAAGCGACGAUGAAGGAGCUCGCGCACGCCGCGUACUUUGAUCGCGUAAAUUUGUCGGCGAAUGGGUUUUACAAGACGCCGGAUAUCGGGUAUGUGUGGGGUCCGAAUACGGGACAGAUGUUCUUCUACUUUACGCAGGGCGUCGCUGCAGCAGAAGUGGAAAUCGACUGUUUGACGGGGGACUGGACGUGUAGGCGUGCGGAUAUCAAAAUGGACGUCGGGCGCUCGAUUAACCCUGCUAUCGACUACGGACAAAUCCUCGGCGCCUUCACCCAAGGCCUCGGCCUCUUCACCAUGGAAGAAUCCCUCUGGCACCGCGCCUCCGGACAAAUCUUCACCCGCGGCCCGGGCGCGUACAAAAUCCCCGGCUUCCGCGACAUUCCCCAGUCCACCAAUAUCUCCCUGCUGAAGGACGUGAACUGGGAGAACCUCCGCACGAUCCAACGCUCCCGCGGCGUCGGGGAGCCGCCGCUCUUCCUCGGGUCAGCGGUGUUUUUUGCGAUACGAGAUGCUCUGAAAGCGGCUAGGAAACAGGAGGGGGAGGAGGGGGUUUUGAGCUUGAGGAGUCCGGCGACGGUGGAGAGGAUACGGUUGGCGUGUGCGGAUCCGAUUGUGAGAAGGGCGAGGGUGGAGGCGAAGGAGGGGGAGAGGAGUUUUUUUGUUAGUAUCUAG